Molecule: messenger RNA, 3878 nt
Organism: Chironomus riparius
Lineage: Eukaryota; Metazoa; Arthropoda; Insecta; Diptera; Chironomidae
Source: the annotation of a GenBank genome assembly
AAAUUGCUCAUACUACUUUGUAUUCACUUUGUUCUGUUCAGCUAGGAAUAUCUUUAUUGCAUAAAAACUCACUUAAAAGGCUAAUAAAAGCAACUUGAGUAGUAUAAAAGUGCACAGUAAAACGUUAUCAGUACUAGAAAUAUCGAGAUAGAGCUUAUCUUUGUAAAAUAUCAUUUUAAAAUAAAUAAAUAAAAGUUUUCGUGGUAAUUUGUGCUUACUCAUUAUCCUAAUUUAAAUCAUGAAGCACGAUUUCGAGAGAUUACCUAAAUCUGUCGUUCCAAAGAACUAUCACCUUCAUUUCAUUCCUAAUAUCCCUCAAUUUUCUUUUACUGGAAGUGCUUCAAUAUCUAUUAAGAUUGAGGAGAAGGUUGAUCGCAUUACAUUGAAUUCUGUGGAUCUUAAAAUAAGCAAUGUUCGAGUUAAAAGUGCUGAUGGAAACAUCCAGAAAUGCAAGGAAGUCGUGUAUCUUACAGAGAUAGAAGUUGUGCAUUUCCAGUUUGAUACUUUAUCGCCUGGAGAAUAUUCUCUUGAUAUGGACUUUGAAGGAGAAUUAAAUGACAAGAUGAAAGGAUUUUACCGAAGCAAAUAUUUUUCACAUCCAGACAUGCAGGAAAGAUAUGCAGCCGUAACACAGUUUGAAGCAACUGAUGCCAGACGAUGCUUUCCAUGUUGGGAUGAACCUGCAUUAAAGGCUACAUUUAAUAUAUCCAUGACAAUCCCUCAAAAUCUCGUUGGAUUGUCAAACAUGCCAUUAAUUGAGGAAACAAAAAGCGAGAAUGGAACGAAGACAUUAAAGUUUGGAACAUCACCUAUUAUGUCUACAUAUUUAUUAGCUAUGUGUGUUGGUGAAUACGAUUAUGUUGAAGGAAGUUCGAAGGAUGGAGUAAAAGUACGUGUGUAUACGCCUGUUGGAAAAAAGCAGCAAGGUCUAUUUGCCUUGGAAGUUACUAUAAAAGUUCUGCCUUAUUAUAAGGAUUACUUUCAAAUUGCCUAUCCCUUGCCAAAAUUAGAUUUAAUCGCAAUUAGCGACUUUGCAGCCGGUGCCAUGGAAGGAUGGGGUCUCAUCACAUAUCGUGAAACAAUGGUUCUCGUAGAUCCAGAAAAUACAUCACUUAUAAGGAAACAAAACAUCGCAUUAACUGUCGGACAUGAAGUUGCACAUCAGUGGUUUGGAAACCUAGUAACAAUGGAAUGGUGGACUGAGUUGUGGCUAAAUGAAGGCUAUGCAAGUUUCACAGAAUUCUUGUGCGUCAAUCAUUUGUUCCCAGAAUAUGAUAUUUGGACUCAAUUUAUGACUGAUAUGCAUAGUCCAGCAUUAGAUGCUGACUCCUUAGAUAAUUCUCAUCCUAUUGAAGUUGAAGUUAAUCAUCCCGCAGAAAUAGAUGAGAUUUUCGACGAAAUCAGUUACAAUAAAGGAGCAAGUAUUAUUAGAAUGUUGCACAAUUAUUUAGGUGAUGAAGAUUUCCGUAAAGGUAUGCAUUUAUACCUGACUAAGCAUCAAUAUAAGAAUACAAUUACUGAGAAUUUAUGGGAAAGUUUAGAGAAGGCAAGUGGUAAAGUAGUCGCAAAUAUCAUGAGAACCUGGAUUAAACAAAUGGGAUUUCCAAAAGUGAAAGUUGUGAAAGAUACCCAAGAAGAAAACGGUCGUCGUCUUGUGCUUGAACAAACAAAAUUCACAGCAAACGGAAGUAUUGAUGAAAAGUCAUUUUGGAUGAUUCCAAUUUCCAUUGCUACGCCUAAAUCAGCUAAUGCAUUAACAACAGUCUUGGAUAAAAAGGAAAUGGAAGUAUUUAUUGAGAAUGUCACUGAAAAUGACUGGAUCAAGAUAAAUCCCGGAACUAUUGGAUUUUAUCGUACUCAAUAUCCACCGGAUAUGCUUGAAAAAUUCAUUCCAGCCAUACGAGACUUGACAUUGAGUCCAUUAGAUCGUUUAGGACUUCAUGAUGAUCUAUUUGCAUUAGUUCAGAAUGGCUCUAAUAAAACAGUCGAAAGCUUAAAGCUGAUUGAUGCUUAUCGCAACGAAGACAAUUUUACUGUUUGGUCAUCAAUUGCCACAUCAUUGUCUAAAUUGAAAAAUUUGUUGUCGCAUACAGACUUGACUGAUAAAUUUAAUGCUUUCGGAAGACACAUCUUUACGCCAUUAGCUGAUAAGCUUGGAUGGGAAACGAAGGAUAAUGAAAGCCAUUUAGAGACUCUCCUUAGAUCUCUCGUAUUGAGCAAGCUUGUCUCAUUUAAUUGUGAAAAGACUUGCGAAGAAGCAACGAGACGAUUCUAUCUCCACAAAGAAGGAAAACAGAUUUUACCAGCAGAUUUAAGAAUGACUUGUUACCGUGCUGUUUUGCAGAAUGCAGAUGACAAAGUCUACGAGGAAAUGCUUGCAUUAUAUCGAUCAACAGAUCUACACGAAGAAAAAGACAGGAUUUCACGUGCUUUAGGAUCCAUUAACAAUCCAACGAUCUUACAAAAAGUCAUAGCAUUUUCAAUGAGUAAAGAAGAAGUUCGUGCACAAGAUGCAGUCUUUGUCAUUGCUUCUGUUGCUGUGAAUCCAAAAGGUCGUGAUUUAACAUGGACAUUCUUCAAAGAGAACUGGAAAAUCUUAUUAGAUCAAUAUAGCGGUGGAUUCUUACUUACAAGACUUGUCAAGCACAUCACUGAAAACUUUGCAAGUGAAGAAAAAGCUCUGGAAGUAGACAGCUUUUUCAAAACUCACGAAUUUCCUGGUGCUGAGAGAACUAUUCAACAAUCUAUUGAAACAAUUCGAUUAAGCACAGCUUGGCUGAACAGAGAUCUUGCUGAGAUCACUGAAUAUCUCAAAGAUUAUUAGACUUGUGUCAUUUUUAAUUUGUACAAAUUUCUACAAUGCUUGCAGAAUUAGGAUUAGAUGAGCUAAGAGCUCUAAAUGCAUGAAGAAUUUCCUUAAUUUAAAUUUGGUUGUAAAAUUGUGGAUUAAAGUUGGUUUGGGAUUAGAUUCAUUUUUAAUCCAUUGGAUUUAAUUUAAAUCUUGAAUUAAUCUUUAACCUUGUUAUGCUUAACUUUAAUUUCGGAUAAAUUUUGAAUCCUUGUGUUAUAAAAAAUCGAUGAUAUUUCCUUUAAUUCUUUUUAAAACAAUUAUUUAAUCCUGUGUGAACCGUAAAUUUUUUUUUUUUUUAAUAUUACCAAAGCCCUCAGUCAAUCAAUGUUUGUUUCUGUUCCACAUAUCUUAAAAUAUCAAUAUUUUGUUAAUUUCAUGAAAAAAAAUGCCAGCAAUAAACAAAAAACAAAAAAAUGUAACAAAAACAAAUGCUUAUUGCAAGUCAGUUACUUAAAAUUCAUGCUGCUCACUCUCUUUAUGUCUCUCGAAUCCACGAUUAAAAACAAUACAGCUGAUUCCAACACACAUAAAACUUCUCUCUCAUUAACUUUGUACAUAGAGGAACUACUGCUUGUGUCAUGAAAUGUGAUUGUAAUCUAUGCAUCGUCGGAAAAUUCUCUUGAUUGACAUUGAUACACAACCAAAUUUUUACAUGCCUUGUCAUAGCUAUUGAGAGAGAAAAUCGUUAAAUACUAUUCUUUUUCUACGUUCAGUUUCACCCACUCACCCAUUUAUGUAUAUUUAUUAUGUACUUCUAUGUAUCAUGAAGAGAAUGGACGGAAAAACUUUUUUUUCUUCUCUCAAAAAAUAAUGUAUGUAUGUAUAGCUGGAAAAUCAACAAACAUAAGCUCAGUCUUACGGAAAUUUUCGAAUCGUACAGAAUUGCUAAGAGUGCUGCAAAAUUAAAUAAAGACAUUUUUAAAGGAAGUUGAUGGAAGUUUUUUAAGGAUUUAGUGUUUAUAAACAGUUUUUAGUGCAUUUAUGGAUGUUAAAGUGAGAAAAAAAAUAAUUAAUUAAAUUUUCAAUG